AAAUCAGCGAAAAGAAGGGAACCGAAAAUAGUAGCAACCCAGCGAAAAGGUUGGCGGAAAAGUCUCCCACCUUUACGCGGCGACGGCGACGGCGACGGCAGCCAUGUCUCUCCCUCCGGCGGACGGCGGCGACGACUGGUUCCUCCACUGCGGCAUCCUCGAGGACCUCCCGGCCGCCGCCUGCGGCGCCUUCCCCUGGGACGCCUCCGCCUCCUCCUCCAACCCAAGUGCAGAAGUAGGCAGCUACGUGAACACUCCUGAUGUCUCCAAGGAUUCUGGCAGCAACAAACGCUUAAGGUCAGGGCCCUGCGGUAGGCCGACAUCUAAAGCUUGUAGGGAAAAAGUGAGAAGGGACAAGUUGAAUGACAGGUUUCUUGAAUUGGGCACUACUUUGGAUCCUGGUAAGCCUGUAAAAGCUGACAAAGCCGCUAUCCUAAGUGAUGCUACUCGCAUGGUUACUCAGCUUCGUGCUGAGGCGCAGCAGCUAAAGGAUACUAACGGAAGUCUUGAAGACAAGAUUAAGGAGCUGAAGGCAGAGAAGGAUGAACUCCGAGACGAGAAGCAGAAGCUGAAACUAGAGAAAGAGGCUUUAGAGCACCAGAUGAAGCUUAUGGCUGCAACUCCAGCCUAUAUGCCUCAUCCCAGCAUGAUGGCCUCCCCAUUCGCGCAGGCACCAAUGGCGCCCUUCCAUCCCCAUGGGCAAGUUCCGGGACAGAAACUGAUGAUGCCCUUUGUUGGUUACCCAGGAUAUCCGAUGUGGCAGUUGAUGCCACCCUCUGAAGUCGACACCUCAAAGGACAAUGAAGCAUGCCCGCCCGUUGCUUGAUACUUGGACUGUUAGGUCGUGUGAAAUCAUGGUAACCUAAAACAGCAUAGUUGUUCGAUCCAUUGUUUGCGCAUAGUCUCUCUGAUUCAAAUUAGACUAUUGUUCUCACAGCUGUAGUUUUUUAUUGUUGACGAGAAUGCUGGCAUUUGUGCGCUCUAUAGAGUCUACUACUACUA
Lolium perenne is the source of this 1002-nucleotide messenger RNA. Its product is annotated as transcription factor ILR3. Gene Ontology annotation, molecular function: DNA-binding transcription factor activity; protein dimerization activity. The record is from RefSeq and is a predicted model, not a curated record. NCBI's taxonomy places the organism in Eukaryota, Viridiplantae, Streptophyta, Magnoliopsida, Poales, Poaceae. Gene Ontology annotation, biological process: intracellular iron ion homeostasis; regulation of DNA-templated transcription.